Clonostachys rhizophaga is the source of this 1590-nucleotide messenger RNA. NCBI's taxonomy places the organism in Eukaryota, Fungi, Ascomycota, Sordariomycetes, Hypocreales, Bionectriaceae. The record is from the annotation of a GenBank genome assembly.
AUGCACCAUAGCAACCCGGCAUCAACCGACCAGGCGUCGGACAAACCGGAGGCUUACCACCAUGGGGAGCUCCAGCCUUCCACGGUUGAGGAGGAAGCUUCUUCAAGCCGAGUUGAUCCCAAGGCAAUCAUCGCGAUGAUCGCCAUCAACUUCAUCGUGUUUGCCCAGAUCAUCUCUAUCAUCGGGUCCGGAAUGCUCGCUGUCCAGAUGAUAGGUCUCCUGGGGGACCCUUCCAAGGCAACAUGGCUCAGCACCUGUCUCACCAUCUUCACGCUCGUACUCAGCCCGCCACUGACCCAGGCGGCUGACUACUGGGGUCGCAAGUGGAUUAUGGUAGUGAGCUCAGUCGGUGGCUUCGUCGGGCCCCUGAUCAUCUCGAGAUCGAGCAAUGUCAAUAUGCUCCUUGCCGGAUUCUGCAUUCUAGGCUUUGCCUGCGUCGCUCAACAUCAGCACCGGCUCGGGGCGGUGACGGCUAUCCUCAUGGCUGGAGCCCUGGUCCGCAACGGCAACUUUGAGAACUACCGCAUCCACUGGUAUGUUGUCACUGGCCUGUACUUCUUCGCAGUCCUCGGACUGAUCGUGGGCAACAACCCUCCGCCUCGCGCACUUCAGCUGUCCCUCACGACCCGGGAGAAGCUCCGCCGGCUCGACUGGUUCGGCUUUGUUUUGCUCCCAGUAGGAUCUAUUCUCUUCUGUGUUGCUCUGCAGUGGUCCAGGAACCCGUACGACUGGGACGACGCGCACAUCUUGGCCCCGUUCAUUGUCUCUGUCGUCAUUAUCUUCGUAUUUGCCGUGUACGAAUGGCGAUUCAAGAGCGACGGAAUCCUACACAGCGAGCUCUUUCGCAGCAAGAACUUUGCAAUUGCCCUCUUUGCUGUCUUCAUCGAGGGCGUGGCCUUCUUCGCCUGCAACAGCUACAUGAGCUUAGAGGUCCAAGUCCUACGGCAAUUGUCGUCGUUCUCUGCUGGACUUCGUUUUCGACCUCGAGAUUCACUGAUUGUUGGAUUCGUGCUCUUGGCAAUCUUCAACAGCCUCAUGGCGGCUGUGAAGACCAGCACCUCCAGCGGCGUCUUCUGGGGGUACCCUGUCCUGGGUGGCCUUGGACUUGGCUUCCUGCUCACCAACCUGGCCGUCAUCAUCCAGAUGAGUACGCCCAGGGAGAUGAUUAGCCUGACAACCGGCAUCUUUACUGCAUGCAGAGGCCUUAGGGCAACCGUUGGCCUGGCCAUGAACACGGCCAUCUUCAACGAUGCCAUGUCGGCAAACCUUGUCCCAAAGAUUAGUGCGGCCGUCAUUCCCCUGGGCUUUUCACCUGAGCAACUGCCAACCUUGCUCCAGGCUCUCAGCUCGGGGGACCCUUCGACCAUGAUGAUGGUGCCGGGCAUGACUCCGGAGAUUGCCAUGGUCGCGGCUGAAGCCCCGAAGGAGGUGUAUGUUCUCUCAUUCCGAAACGUCUGGAUUGCCUCGGCAGCCUUUUCUGGCCUUGGUAUUAUCAUAUCUUUCUUCGUGAAUAAUCUGCAAUCCGAGUUUACUCACGAAACCGAUGCUCCUAUGAUUGGAAAGCCACUUGAAAAGAAGGUCAAUGUCUAG